UCGGCGUCGCAUACCAGAUUGACAACACGUAGUUUACUGUAUAAUCUAACGAUUGAUCGUCAAAUGCUAGUUUCUGUUCUGCUUUAAAUCCAAUGUUUGUACGCAAUUGUAAUCCCAUUGGUCGAAAGGGAUCUUGGAUUCGGGCAUGGAGUGGUCCAAGGAGUAUAAUAACUACGAGUGGUCGAAGGACAAGACAUUGAAACUCAUUGAGCUACUUCAAUUAAACGCUAAUUUAUGGAAUCCAUCGCUCUGUGAUACUCGUAGAGAUAAACAAAAACGAAAAGAAGAGUUGCGUGGUAUUGCUGAAAUAUUACGAAUAUCUGUUUUUGACGCAACUAAGAAAAUACAGCAUUUACGUACACAAUACAACAGAGAGUCGGCGCGAGAAGCACGAGCUAAUUCAGAAGGACCCAACAAUAGAUACGUUAGCAAUUGGUACGCGUAUGAAUAUUUGCACUUUAUGAAGGACUCAAACAAGCCAUAUAGAGUGUUGCAAUCGGAAGAACAGUCUGAUAUCAAUGGAACUUUACAAACACAUACAGAUAACUCAGUGAAUGAUUGCAAACUUGAUAACCUCUCUCCGCCACCUAAAAUUGCCAGAAGUGAACUAUUACACUCUUUUAAGCCUGAAAUUGUUUAUCCCCCGGCCGCUAUAAAUAGAGAUGAGUUUACAGUGUUUGGUGAAUAUGUAGCAAAUGAACUAAGGUCACUAAAAGGUGAAAAAAAUUUGUUAGUUGCAAAAAAGAAAAUACAAGAUGUAAUAUUUGAAGUAAAAAUGGGCUUAAUAAAUGAACCUAGAGCAGAGCAAGGUACUACAUGUACAGUUUAUACUACACCUGCAACCCAAUCGCAUUCCUCAACUAUACACAAUGGAAAAAUAUAUACAACUCCCAUUAUGAGCACAAUAGCCAGUAUUGAACCUCUUUCGACAUCUCAUACUCCCCCAACCACAGGUAUAAGUGAGAUAAUCAUCAAUGGAGCCUGCCACUACUCUACUUUCAAAGUAGACGAACAAUAGCAAUGUCAGCCACUUCCUGUGGAAGUGGAUAAAACUGACAACUACACAAUCACAAAUUAAAAAAGACUUUGUACAAGGAAAUUGUGAUUACAUGUGUACAUACAAUACAAUAUGAAGUGUACUUGUAUUAGUUUAAUAAUACUUUUGUGCCAUAAAUGUUAUGUAUAAUUUGUUAAUAGUCAUAGAAUAUGGAUGCUACUGAAAAAUGUCCUUACAUUAAUAAAAAAAGUAAUUUCAUCAAAUUAUCCUUAUUCUUCGUAUACACUCUAAAAUGACAGAACUAAAUAAGCAUCAUUGCUCUAAGAUUAUUGACAAUAUUAUGCUUAAGAACAAUGUAAUUUUUAGUGUAUCUAGUCAAUUUAUGAUAACUAUAUAUUAAGAUAAUUUAUAAUCAUAUCAAAUGCUUGUUUUUAAUGUUAUAAACCAUUAUCUAUAUAAAUGAAGGAGGAAAUUCAUAUUACCCAACUGAAUAAACAACUAAACCUAUACAUAAACCGGGAAAUGGUGUGCAUUUCAAAGGCUAAGUAUAUAAUAUUUUCAUAUAAAUAAUUAUGUAUUUCAGUAUAACCUGCUUUAAAUUUAGAAUAUUAACAUGACAAACUUCAACUUUAUAUUUGUGUAGUAUAACUUACAAGAUAAUACUACUUAAUUUAUGGAAUUUAAAGUAACAUUAAAAGAAACAUUGGAUAUGGUCAAAUAUUGUUACGCAUAGGCCCUUUAAAGCAAUUUUGAAACAAUAUAUUUAUGAGUAAAUUGCAAUUUCAUUACAUAAAAUGAUAAACAUAAGGGAUACAUAUUAUUUCUUUACAAGAAUUUCGUAACAAAAAAUACAUAAGAAUGUUUGUUUAUUGAAUUGCCAACUGAGGCUUUGAAAGUAAGAGAUUAAGAUAUUGUGAGAUUACAAUAAGUUUAUAUAUAAAAAAAAGAAAUGAUAUUUUAAAUCACCAAUGCAUAAUUUUUGUCCACUAUUUAAUGACUGCUUAAAAUUAGAUGAAAGUGUUAACUCUUUGUAAUGAAACCCAAAAACUCUUGUCUAAUAUUGUUUUAAGGUAGUUUAAUGGUGUGAUUGUUACUGUUGUUAUUGUUACUAGUUACUAAAUAACACGUUUUAUAUCCACAAUCUGCCCUUGUGUUAAGAAAAUGGAACAGACUUAUGCAAAAUUGAUUCAGUUCUCAAAAACCUAAUAAAUGGUUUUUUAAUCUCUGCAAAAAGAAUUCAAGUUUUAAGCUUGUUUUUUAACAAAUCAAAUGGUCGUUAUUUUGAUUUAUAAAUUUUAGUAAAAAUUCACUUUUCUGAAAUGUUUGAGGACUACAUCCAUUCUGCAUAACUAUUGUCCAUUAUAAAAAGAAUGAUUAACUCAACUGCCUAUUAGCAAUAUAACAGUUUCUUCCAAUUUCUUUAACACCUAAUUCUUCUUAAUGCAAUUUUCCUUUUCCACGGACACGACUCUUAUCUGACGGUAAAAAUACAUAUGAUAUUCCAACAUUUGUUACUUGAAAAUCUUUUCAUAUCAUAUUACUAACUGUAUAUCUCUAGUCUUAAAAGGAUCCUUGUAAUAUCGGAAAAAAAAUGGGAACGUAUAUGUACAUAAUAUACAAAUGUGCUAUAAUAUUAUUUAAGUUAGAAAGGCCGUCGUUAGCGAGUUGGAUCAGGAAAUCUUAGUUAUUUUAAUUAUUUAUGUAUAGCAUCAAUUAAGGUUGCUAGGUCGCCAAACCUAAUAGCAGAACAGACCAACUAGUUUGGCCGGACAUUUUGGUAAAAUGCCGGAGCCCUACAUUAUUGAAGGUUUUUUGUCUCAGUAUUAAAAGAUACGGUAAAAAAAUUGUAUAUAAAAUCAAGCUUUUCUGAUGAUUACCAUUAUUAUUUUUUAUUUCUAAUGAAAUAUAAAUAAAAUCUUUUAUGUAUCUCGUUUGACUAAAUAAAUAAAAUGUAAGAAGCCGGACAAGUCGUACACUAUUUAUUUUGGCCGGACACGCAAUCAUAAAACCUAACUAUGUCCGGCUUCAUCCGGACGCUGGGCAACCCUAGCAUCAAGGAAAAUUACUUUCGUAUAUUUAUGUACAUUAUGUACCUAUCGUUAUUAUUAUCGGGAAGCCUUCUGAGUAUUUCAUGUAUAAAUGAAAAAAUAACAUUGUGAUAUAUGAAAAUGUAAAUAAAAAUCAUAGUCUAAGAAAGAUCUCAUUUAAGUAUCGAGUCAUUA
This is a messenger RNA of Vanessa atalanta (red admiral), 3219 nucleotides long. RefSeq lists its product as uncharacterized. The transcript has 2 exons. Lineage: Eukaryota; Metazoa; Arthropoda; Insecta; Lepidoptera; Nymphalidae. The record is from RefSeq and is a predicted model, not a curated record. The coding region runs from base 146 to 1018 and encodes 290 amino acids.